Salvelinus sp. IW2-2015 is the source of this 4476-nucleotide messenger RNA. NCBI's taxonomy places the organism in Eukaryota, Metazoa, Chordata, Actinopteri, Salmoniformes, Salmonidae. The record is from RefSeq and is a predicted model, not a curated record.
AAAAUUACAUUGAAACUUUUUUUCCUUGUGUGCUGAUUCUCAGAUCCAUUGUAAUACACCGAGAAUCAUCCACUUUUUUGCGAUAAUGAUCCGGAAAUUUUAAUCAACAAGCGUGUCCGAAGGCCAGUCGAGCUGAGAAAGUCUAUUGUCUGGAUCCCGUCAAUAACUCAAAUCAGCCAAUGCCAAUGCCCAGAUCGACCCAGCACACUGCCGCUACCCGCUUGGCAUGGAGGAUGGCCGGAUCAAAGACCAUGACAUCACCGCCUCCAGCCAAUGGUACGAGACCACUGGGCCACAAUAUGCCAGGUUGAACCGGGAGGAGGGUGACGGGGCGUGGUGCCCAGCGGGACUCCUACAGCCCUCUGACACCCAGUACCUGCAGGUCGACCUGGGCCAGCUCACCUUCCUGACAGUGGUGGGAACCCAGGGUCGCUAUGCCCGGAACUCGGGUAAAGAAUUUGCCCGCAUGUACCGCCUGAACUACAGCCACGACGGCMAGCUCUGGAGGUCCUGGAAGAAUCGCCUUGGCAAUAAGACGAUGGAGGCGAAUGACAACGCCUAUGUCUCUGUGAUCAAAGACCUUCACCCGCCCAUCAUCAGUCGCUACAUCCGUCUCAUCCCCGUCACCAAGAUGCCCACCACUGUGUGUAUGAGACUGGAGCUGUACGGCUGCCCCUGGCACGACGGCCUGACGUCAUACAGCUCUCCUGAAGGUCAGCUGAUGAUGCCUCCUGGGUAUCCCAUUGCCAGCCUCAACGACUCCACAUACGACGGCGCCCACGAACGAAGGAAACUGUCCGGGGGGUUGGGUCAGCUGACGGACGGUGUGAUUGGUCAGGAUGACUUCCUGGUGACGCGGCAGUACCAUGUAUGGCCUGGAUACGACUAUGUGGGCUGGAGGAACGGGAGUCUGAGCUCUGGCUAUGUGGAGAUGGAGUUUGUCUUUGACAAGCAAAGGAACUUCACCUCCAUGAAGGUGCACAGUAACAAUAUGUUCUACCACGGGGUGAAGAUCUUCUCCUCCGUGUCCUGCUCUUUCAAGCCCCGCCUCAUCGCUACCUGGGAGGCGGAGCCGGUGGAGUUCCGUACGGUGCUGGACGACCGCAACCCCAGCGCUCGCUAUGUGACCGUGCCUCUGGGACGCCGUAACGCCAAGGCCCUGCGCUGCCGCUUCCACUUCGCUGAUGUGUGGAUGAUGUUCAGCGAAAUCUCCUUCCAGUCAGCAGACACCGUGAUUCCUACUCAGAUAACCCCAGUGGUGACAUCCCCCUGGCCCAAGGAGGAGAGCUCCAUGCCCACCACCCACAAGACUGUGACAAACCCAUCAGCCAAGUACCAACCGGAUGAUGGGAACACCCCUAUUCUGAUUGGCUGUCUGGUGACGAUCAUCCUGUUGCUCGUAGUGAUCAUCUUCCUGAUCUUGUGGUGCCAGUAUGUGUGCAAGGUGCUGGAGAAGGCUCCACGCCGUAUCCUCGAGGAGGAGGUCACCGUGCGCCUGUCCUCCAGUAGUGACACCAUCAUUCUGCAGACCCCUCCCGUGCCCCCCCGGGUCUCUCAGAUGGACCACCCGUACGAGCGCGUCUUCCUCCUGGACCCUCAGUACCAAGACCCGGCCGGCCUCAGAAACAAGCUGCCCGAACUGUCUCGGAGUGCAGAGACCUCAGCGUGUGGUGGGGGCUAUGCGGAGCCCGAUGUCACCCAGUGCACGCCUCAUCAGUGCUUCCAGAACAGCGUGCCGCACUACGCCGAGACAGACAUCGUGAGCCUGCAGGGUGUGACCGGCAGUAACAUGUAUGCCGUGCCCGCACUUACCGUCGACUCGCUCACCCGCAAGGACAUCUCCGUGGCAGAGUUCCCCCGACACAGGCUGCUCUUCAGGGAGAAGCUGGGGGAGGGGCAGUUCGGGGAGGUCCACCUGUGUGAGGCUGAGGGUCUGCCUGAGUUUCUGGGGGAGGGCGCCCCACUUCCCGACCGAGACGGACGGCCUGUACUGGUGGCGGUGAAGCAACUGAGGGCAGACGCCACCAACAACGCCAGUUUGUCAGACCUCCUGCACAUGUCAGUGCAGAUCUCGUCCGGCAUGCGGUACCUGGCCUCUCUGAACUUUGUGCACCGAGACUUGGCCACACGCAACUGCCUGCUGGACCGCAGACUCACCAUCAAGAUAGCAGACUUCGGCAUGAGCAGAAACCUGUACAGCAGUGACUACUACCGSAUCCAGGGGCGAGCUGUGCUGCCCAUCCGCUGGAUGGCCUGGGAGAGCAUUCUACUGGGUAAGUUCACCACGGCCAGCGAUGUGUGGGCCUUCGGCGUCACCCUGUGGGAGAUCUUCACUCUGUGUAAAGAGCAGCCCUACAGCCUACUGACAGACGAACAGGUCAUCGAAAACACUGGCGAGUUCUUCCGAAACCAGGGCAGACAGAUCUUUCUAUUCGCCCCACUGCUCUGUCCUCCCUCUCUAUUUGAGCUGAUGAUGCGUUGUUGGGACCGCGACAUCGCUGAUCGACCCACCUUCGAGGGGUUGUACCAGGCCUUACGACCACACGUGGUCCAGUGAACUUUGAACCCUGGCACAACCAACGGGCUGUCCUGAGUGAGAGGUCCAUUUUGCCUGAAUUCUCUUCUCUUAACCCCUCUGACUGACAGACAGAAGGACAGACGGACAAACAUACGGACAGACAGAGAGACAGACAUACAGAGAGACAGACAGGCAUACAGACAGACAGACAGCGGGGAAGACUGGAAGAGGAUGCAGCGACGUUGUCAUUUUGAGAGAGCAGGAAGUGGGUUGAGGUUAUCACUUCCAGAAUGUGGACCACUUCUUUCAUCUUUCACAUUCUUCAGUGAUGGACCUUUAAUCAUAUAAAAUCCAUGAAAAAAAGCUGUCACCCUUUUGUCUGUUGAUGGUUUGUGUAAAUUGAAUUCUGUUCAUCCAUCUUUAAACAGUAUGUUGUGUUUUCAUGUUGUUUUUGUAUGGUAGGCCUACCAAAGAAAUCAUAAUAUCMCUAAUACCUGGCCUAGUAAGAAAUCAAUAACUGGACAAAUGCUUUUGUCUUGAGGUCCUGUGKUUUUUUUGUGUGUAAAGCACUGCUGCCUGGUUGUCUUCCAUUUAUCCAUGAUAUGUUCCUUUCAUUAUCCCCACACUGGACUAUGAUCAUUUUGAUUUGUUUGACUCAGAUUUUAUUGUCCUUUUUGAAUAUGAAUGUUAUAUAGGUCAGUUUGGAUAAGGCCUUUGGCUAAAGCAGAACUACUGUCAUAGCUAGAAUAGGACCCUGACCCUCUGACCCUAACCCUCUGACCCUAACCCUAACCCUGCUUUAGAGAGGGUUGGGGAGCCACAAUGGACUGAUGAUGAGGAAUAGAAAGCACUGUCCCCUUGGAGAUGUCUACUGCAAGGCACUGUCCCGCUGGAGAUACCCACCGCAAACUGUGCAGCCUUAUCAGAUAGCAUUAAAGCUAGUUAGCAUUAUUAGAUAUCAUUAGCUAUCCCCUACAGAGAUUCAGUCAUCUGGAUUGAGUAGCUGGAGGCUGGUUAGCUUUGGUCCAGGGGGCGUUUGUGCGCGUUCCAGUGGAGGAACACGCACUGACGGUGGCGUGGACCAGAGCUAUAAGCUGGACAACGGUGACGUGGACCAGAGCUAGAAGCUAGACAACACUCUUUUUGAGUAUACAGUAGCUAGCAUGUUGUUGUGGCCAAGCCUCUGACCACACAGUAGCUAGCAUGUUGCUGUGGCCAAGCCUCUGACCACACAGUAGCUAGCAUGUUGCUGUGGCCAAGCAUCUGACCAUUCAGUAGCUAGCAUGUUGCUGUGGCCAAACCUCUGACCAUUCAGUAGCUAGCAUGUUGCUGUGGCCAAGCCUCUGACCAAACAGCUGUUGUGUUCACAGCUCCGCCUUCAGAUGAAUUGAGCCAUAGCAAUAGAAUUACUGCUGUACUUCCCUUCACCUGUUCUAGUACACAUAUUUCUAUGAUUGUAGCUGGCUUGCAUAGAAUUCAUUCUGAGUCGCAGGGGAUUGAGAUGAAGGUUAACCUUAAUUGUGGUUGUAAAUAUAAUUGAAAAGCGAUCUCUGUGUAGAUGUCACAUGUCCAUUGGGGAGAUCAAUCGAUGUUGUCAUGUUAGUGUAAAAGUUUUAAAAAGCCAAGUUUUACUUUUUUUGUUAUUUCAAAACGUUAUUCCCCCCCCCCCCCUCUAUUUUAAGUACAUGUUUUGUAUUGCUGCAUCCUCUGUUGCCACAAUAUCUGAGUGAAUGAACAUCAAGUGUUUAAUAGUGGCUGACACCAUAGAUCUCAACAUUGAAAUCAGCUUCCGACAUUUCUUGUGUUGUCAUUGUUAAGGUUAUUAACAUUAAUGUGUUGUUCACCUGUACUGUAUCUGAUGCUUCAUGGUGUGUCUGUGUCUGCUGGGAGGUGGGGCUCUGCUGGGAGGAGGGGCUCUGCUGGGAGGAGGGGCUCUGCUGAGAGGAGGGGCUCUGCUG